Zingiber officinale is the source of this 1451-nucleotide messenger RNA. RefSeq names its product probable trehalose-phosphate phosphatase 6. Gene Ontology annotation, molecular function: trehalose-phosphatase activity. NCBI's taxonomy places the organism in Eukaryota, Viridiplantae, Streptophyta, Magnoliopsida, Zingiberales, Zingiberaceae. The record is from RefSeq and is a predicted model, not a curated record. Gene Ontology annotation, biological process: trehalose biosynthetic process. The transcript is spliced from 11 exons. Bases 74 to 1192 code for a protein of 372 amino acids.
ACUUUCUCCGGCGCCAGCGGCACUCAAAAUCGCCUCUUGCGAUUCCGCCACCCACCCUCAUCUCCUAUUAUUUAUGUUCCUUUCUCCGACAGGCGUAAAUCCCACUAUGACGCAGCAGAAUGUUGUGCCGGCGGAGGACGUCGCAGCUUUCACGGUGGCGGCGGCGGGCUCCUCCCCCCUCUUCCCCUACCCUCCAUCGAUCGCGCUCCGGAAAAAGUACCUUUCACAGAUCGAUGUUGUCGGCGUCGGAACUAGCUGUUGGCUGGAAUCCAUGAAGGCCUCCUCGCCCACCCACCCCAUGGCCGCUCCCUGCCCCAUCGUCGACUCUGUCCUCGAAGUAAAGAUGCGGCAUCCGUCGGCUUUGAACCAGUUCGAUCGCAUCGUGAGAGCCUCCAAGGGAAAACAGAUCGUGAUGUUUAUGGACUACGACGGUACCCUUUCCCCCAUCGUCGACGAUCCCGACUCGGCCUUCAUGAGUAAUGCGAUGAGGAAAGCAGUGAAGGAAGUGGCAAGGGACUUCCCCACGGCGAUCGUGAGCGGGCGAUGUCUCGACAAGGUUGUUAACUUCGUGAAAUUGGCUGAGUUAUACUACGCUGGUAGCCACGGCAUGGACAUCAAAGGCCCAGAGACGUCCCAGCAUGCCAAGGCCAGAGGUGCCAAAGGAGUUCUUUUUCAACCAGCGACUGAAUUUCUUCCCAUGAUAGAUACGGUCUAUAAAGCAUUGUUGGACAGAACCAAGUCCACUCCUGGUGCCAGAGUGGAGAACAACAAAUUUUGUGUAUCCGUGCACUUCAGAAGUGUGGAUGAAAAGAAUUGGGGCGCAUUGAUCGAGCAGGUGAGAUAUGUGUUGAAGGAGUAUCCCAGAUUGCGGCUUACCCAAGGCAGAAAGGUGUUGGAGAUUCGCCCAACUAUCAAAUGGGAUAAGGGGAAGGCAUUGGAGUUCCUAUUAGAGUCACUUGGAUUUGCCAACUGCAAGGAUGUAAUGCCGAUCUAUAUCGGAGAUGAUCGCACUGAUGAAGAUGCAUUCAAGGUUCUUAGAGAUAGGGGACAAGGCAUUGGCAUCCUUGUUUCAAAGUUUCCAAAGGAAACAAAUGCUACUUAUUACCUUCAGGAGCCAUCUGAGGUUAAGGACUUCUUGAUUCAGCUAGUGGAGUGGAAGCGUCUAUCAAUGAAGGUUCUGUCAAAAGUGUAGGUUGUAUACAAGUUGCCCCACCACCUAUGAAAUUUUAAGAUGUUUGAUAGGGUUGAAUGAAAAUAGGAAUUUUAUUUUAUUUCCUUUGUUCUAGGAUAAGAACACCUCAUAAAGAGGUUUUUCUGUUUUCCUUGUUGCUCAUCCUUUUUUAUAUCGUCUUUUUUUGUUCCUUGGGUUUGAAAGCACUGCAACCCAAGCUUUCUUCCUUAACAAGCAGCUGAAUCAUGUAAGUAGAUCUUGUACAACUGAAAAGGAUGAA